Messenger RNA from Eucalyptus grandis, 1778 nucleotides. Its product is annotated as UDP-glucosyltransferase 29-like. The transcript has a single exon. The record is from RefSeq and is a predicted model, not a curated record. Lineage: Eukaryota; Viridiplantae; Streptophyta; Magnoliopsida; Myrtales; Myrtaceae. Gene Ontology annotation, molecular function: UDP-glycosyltransferase activity. The coding region runs from base 242 to 1573 and encodes 443 amino acids.
UUCCGAUCGCCAAAGCCGGUUUUAUAAAGCCUAAAAAUGUUAGUUUUUCUUUUGGCAUCUCUCUCUCUUUGUUCUCUCCAACCUUAGUCAGACAUUUCACGACUCUCUCUCUCUCUCUCUCUCCAACCUCAGUCAGACAGUGUGGUUUGGCCUGUAUCGUCUGUUUCUCUCCACUGCUAUAUAUACCCAUUGGAGAUAGACAGUUAAGAAAAAAGAAACAAGAGAGAGACUUGAGAUCUGGAUGGACAAUAUGCAGAGACCCAUUAAAGUUUUGAUGUUGCCAUGGCUUGCUCAUGGCCACAUAUCACCAUUUUUAGAGCUAGCAAAGAGGCUUUCCGCGAGAAACUUCCACAUUCAUUUGUGUUCCACUCCAGUCAACCUCAGCUCCAUCAAACCCAAGAUUUCCAAGAAAUAUUCAUCCUCCAUUGAACUUGUCGAGCUUCACAUCCCUUCUUUGCCUGACCUCCCUCCCCAUUAUCACACAACCAAAGGCUUGCCUCCCCACCUCAUGAAAACCCUCAUGUUGGCCUUUGACAUGGCGAGCCCUGGCUUCAACAAUAUCGUCAAGAGUCUCAGCCCCGAUUUGCUCGUCUAUGACUUUCUCCAACCAUGGGCACCAGAAGUAGCAAAAUCUCAUGGCGUGCCGUCGGUCGUCUUCUUCAUGUCUGGUGCAGGGUCGUCUUCAUUUAUGCUCCAUGUGUUGAAGAACACCUGCAAUGAGUUCCCGUUUGGAGAAAUUUUUCUCCAUGAUUACGAGCUGGCGAAAAUCAUUAAGGCAGCAGAAGACUCUCGGGAUGCUGCGGAUUAUAGGGCUCCACAAUGUGUUGAGAGGUCCUCCAACUUCAUCUUGACGAAGACCUUUAGAGAGCUGGAAGGGAAGUACAUAGAUUAUCUCUCAAGUUACUCGGGGAAAAAAGUGGUGCCUGUUGGUCCACUUGUGGAAGACCCUAGCAAUAUAGAAGAUGGAGAUAGCAUCAUUGAGUGGCUUGACAAGAGAGAUAAACUAUCUACAGUUUUCGUGUCAUUUGGUACUGAAUAUUUUCUCACUGAGAAAGAUAGAGAAGAGAUUGCUCAUGGAUUGGAGCUCAGUAAUGUCAACUUCCUUUGGGUCAUUAGGUUUCCUGUAGGAGAGAGCAUUGAGCUUGAAGAGGCAUUGCCCGGGGGCUUCUUGGAAAGAGUAAGAGAUAGAGGAUCGGUGAUAGAUGGAUGGGCACCACAAGGAAAGAUUCUGGAGCAUCCAAGCAUCGGUGGGUUUGUGAGUCAUUGUGGAUGGGGCUCCGUCAUGGAGAGCAUGAAGUCUGGGGUCCCGAUCAUCGCGAUGCCAAUGCAACUCGAUCAGCCAAUGAAUGCUCGGUUGGUUGAGCAGGUUGGGGUUGGAUUGGAGGUGAAGAGAAAUAAGAGCGGAGAGCUUGAGAGGUCGGAGAUAGCGAAGGUGAUCAAAGAUGUGGUGGUGGAGAAAGAUGGAGAUAGCAUGAGGAAGAAGACAAAAGAAAUGAGCGACAGUAUUAGGAAGAAAGGAGAGGCAGAAUUAGAUGAAGUGGCUGAUGCAUUGGUCCAACUUUGUGUGAGGUGAAGAAUAACAUUCGUCAAAUGAAGCCACAUUAUAGGCAUGUGAAUGUGUAUGUGAAUGGGUAUGGGGUGCGUCUAUCGUAGUCCUUGCAAUGCUGUGCUGUAGUAUUUGCUAUAAUCUGGCGUUAAUUACUUUGAUUGAAAUAGUUGCAUUCUAUGAGAUCCUAUAAUAGUAAUGAGACUGAACCCAUGCUAUAUGUAUGCAUGUA